This is a messenger RNA of Erythranthe guttata (spotted monkey flower), 2203 nucleotides long. Its product is annotated as ATP-citrate synthase beta chain protein 2. Gene Ontology annotation, cellular component: cytosol. NCBI's taxonomy places the organism in Eukaryota, Viridiplantae, Streptophyta, Magnoliopsida, Lamiales, Phrymaceae. Gene Ontology annotation, biological process: acetyl-CoA biosynthetic process; fatty acid biosynthetic process. Gene Ontology annotation, molecular function: ATP citrate synthase activity. The record is from RefSeq and is a predicted model, not a curated record.
AUAACACACACACACAGAAGUGUGUAAUAUAUACAGAUAUAAAUAAAUCAUACUACUUGUGAGCUAACUAACUGCACAUUGCCAUCUCAACCCCCACACCCACCAUUGUAUAAAUUCCAUUCUCGUGUUCUCGCCUAUUUGUAUACUUGUUGAUAAAGGGGCUGUUUUCAGACAGAACCAUGGCGGCGACCGGACAAAUUUUCUCGAGAACCACUCAGGCACUGUUUUACAAUUACAAGCAACUGCCGAUUCAGCGGAUGCUUGAUUUCGACUUCCUCUGUGGGAGAGAAACACCUUCUGUUGCCGGAAUUAUAAAUCCAGGUUCCGAGGGAUUCCAGAAACUAUUUUUCGGUCAGGAGGAGAUUGCCAUUCCAGUUCACUCUGCCGUUGAAGCUGCUUGUGCAGCACAUCCUACAGCUGAUGUUUUCAUUAACUUUGCCUCAUUCAGAAGUGCUGCUGCUUCAUCAAUGGCAGCUCUGAAGCAGCCAACCAUAAGAGUUGUGGCCAUUAUAGCCGAAGGUGUACCCGAAUCAGACACCAAACAAUUGAUUGCCUAUGCAAAGGCAAACAACAAGGUUUUGAUUGGCCCGGCUACUGUUGGAGGUGUACAAGCUGGAGCUUUCAAGAUUGGUGAUACAGCUGGAACAAUUGAUAACAUAAUUCAAUGCAAGCUUUACAGGCCUGGAUCUGUUGGCUUCGUCUCGAAAUCUGGUGGUAUGUCUAACGAAUUAUAUAACUCAAUUGCUCGGGUUACUGAUGGAAUCUAUGAGGGGAUUGCAAUUGGAGGAGAUGUGUUUCCUGGAUCAACACUAUCCGAUCACGUCCUUCGGUUUAACAAUAUCCCUCAGAUUAAAAUGAUGGUUGUUCUUGGAGAACUUGGUGGGCGUGACGAAUAUUCCCUAGUCGAGGCCCUUAAAACGGGGAAAAUCAACAAGCCCGUUGUUGCAUGGGUCAGUGGAACUUGUGCUACACUUUUCAAGUCUGAAGUACAAUUUGGUCAUGCGGGGGCUAAGAGCGGUGGCGAAAUGGAGUCUGCACAGGCCAAGAACGAAGCACUCAGACAAGCUGGAGCUAUCGUUCCCACUUCUUAUGAAGCAUUCGAAGGAGCAAUAAAAGAAACAUUCUCGAAACUGGUGGAGGGGGGCAAAGUUACAACGGUUAAAGAGGUGAAACCCCCUCAAAUACCAGAGGAUCUGAGCACAGCAAUCAAGAGUGGAAAAGUUCGAGCUCCAACGCAUAUUAUUUCCACAAUAUCUGAUGAUAGGGGUGAAGAGCCAACCUAUGCUGGUGUGCCAAUGUCUUCGAUCGUUGAGCAAGGAUUAGGUGUAGGCGAUGUCAUUUCUUUAUUGUGGUUCAAACGAAGCCUUCCUCAUUAUUGCUCGCGUUUCAUUGAGAUUUGCAUCAUGUUGUGUGCUGACCAUGGUCCCUGUGUAUCUGGUGCUCACAACACCAUUGUAACUGCUAGGGCUGGAAAAGACCUAGUCUCUAGUCUCGUUUCUGGUUUAUUGACAAUUGGUCCUCGAUUCGGUGGGGCCAUUGACGAUGCUGCUCGGUACUUCAAGGAUGCUUAUGACAAGGGUCUUACACCUUAUGAAUUUGUGGAAAGCAUGAAAAAGAAGGGCAUUCGUGUACCUGGUAUCGGACACAGGAUCAAGAGGGGUGACAACAGAGAUAAGAGAGUGGAGUUGUUACAACUAUUUGCACGAUCCAAUUUUCCGUCGGUCAAGUACAUGGAAUAUGCGGUUGAAGUAGAAACAUACACGCUUUCAAAAGCAAACAACCUAGUACUCAAUGUAGAUGGUGCAAUUGGUUCCCUAUUCUUGGAUCUUCUAGCGGGCAGUGGAAUGUUCACUAAACAAGAAAUAGACGAGAUUGUUGGUAUUGGUUAUCUUAACGGUCUCUUUGUGCUUGCACGUUCCAUUGGUCUCAUCGGACACACGUUCGACCAGAAGAGACUGAAGCAACCAUUGUACCGCCAUCCAUGGGAAGAUGUUCUGUACACCAAGUGAAUAAAGAAUUUCUUGCCUUACUCACACAUUGCACAUUUUUGUUCAGUUGCUUUCUUUCUUUCUUUUUCUUCCUCAGUUGUCACUUUGUUUAUUAUGCCUUUCUUUUUUCAAUUGUACUGCCAAAGAAACACAGAUUUGAAAACUUUAGUUUGUGGGUUUUAACAUUUAAUUUAGUCACUCCUUCACAACAAUUA